AUGCACAUGGAAAAACCCUCAGAUUCUACCAAAAAACCGAACGAGCAGGAGGAAGCUCAAAGAGAGAAUGAAAUGAAAGAGCGGCGUCGUCUCCAGAAUCGAAUAGCUCAAAGGAAUCACAGGAGGAGAAAGCACAACAGAAAUAAAAGCCUUUCUCAAGAAAUUCCAGAAGAGGUUGACACCCAAGAGCCUCUUAACCAUGUUUUUGGCGGUUAUAUACAACAAGCUCCAGAAAGCUCCUUGCUGAACUCACCGAGCUCUGUUACCCCUGGCCAUGUGGCUGACGCCCAAGAAAACUUAUAUGCAUAUCUAUCACCACCAAACAGUUUAAGCCCAGAGAUCUUGCUUGAUAAGCCAGGACGCCUCCACGAAGCCAACGAUGGCCAUUGCGUACCUAUUGCUCCUGAGAGCCUGUUCGAUAGCGAGCCUUUUGAAGGACCAAGAAUGAAUUUAAACACAGAGUCCUGGGAUACGCAUUCCUUAAACCCCUUUAUAGUUCCCCGUAGGGGUGCUCAAUUACCCUUGGGGAAUGGGUUUGACACCGUGAGCAAUCUCGAUCAACCAAUGGGGAUUUAUUUACAGCCAGAUCUUGGAUCAGUUGAACCGUCUAUACAGAAGAUGCAAAUUUCAACACCUGAAGGGCACCCCGGUUCCCUACGACAAUCAUCUGCGGGGGAUCUAGGAGUUCCCGGCUUAUAUAUAAAAGCUAGAACAUGCCCCAACAUUGUUGAUCGAAGUAUACAAUUUCCCGAUAGUUCCUUAAUAAUGCCACUCCACGCAGAUCAUGGAAGCAAGUUAGACGGCAAGGUUGCACUUCAUUUAUCAGCGGAACGUGGCCAUACUGGUACUGUGAAGUGCCUGCUUGAAUAUGGAUCCGAUAUCAAAAUCAAAGAUAAUUCAGGAGCUACGGCUUUACACUAUGCUGCAAAAAUGGGGCACACAAAUAUCGUAAUGGUCCUUCUGGAUAACGGAGCUGAUGGAAAUAUCAAAGACUAUCACGGACGAACACCAUUGCAUAUGGCGGCAGAAAGAGGACAUGAGGAUGCAGUUCGUCUACUAGUAGAGUCGGGUGUUGACAUUGAUGCUUGA
Molecule: messenger RNA, 1089 nt
Organism: Trichophyton benhamiae CBS 112371
Lineage: Eukaryota; Fungi; Ascomycota; Eurotiomycetes; Onygenales; Arthrodermataceae
Exons: 2
Coding region: 1-1089 (362 amino acids)
Biological process (GO): regulation of DNA-templated transcription
Molecular function (GO): protein binding; fatty-acyl-CoA binding; DNA-binding transcription factor activity
Source: RefSeq, a predicted model, not a curated record